Messenger RNA from Suillus fuscotomentosus, 1563 nucleotides. RefSeq lists its product as uncharacterized. The transcript has 5 exons. The record is from RefSeq and is a predicted model, not a curated record. Lineage: Eukaryota; Fungi; Basidiomycota; Agaricomycetes; Boletales; Suillaceae. The coding region runs from base 1 to 1563 and encodes 520 amino acids.
AUGCCAUCAGCACACCGUCAUGCAGCAACUAUAGAGUCGAGCUCAGGCACUGAUCAAGAGUUCUCGUCGGAAUCAGAUUCAGACGACUCAGAUGCAGAGCUCAUCCAGGUCCGUGCUGCACUUGCUCCUGCACCUCCAGAUGUGACAUCUCAAGAGCUGUGCAAGGCCCUCGAGAUCUCACAGAGACUAUUGCUCGACUUGCGUGGUAAAUGCCGUGAGGCUAUAAAGAAGAAUGCGCUCCUUGAGGCUGCAGUACCUAAAGGCCGCAAGUGUCGUAACCUUACUUCAAAUGAUCUUGCGAUGGCGGCCAAGGAAGACACCAUACAAGCUCUUGGGAGGAAAUACUCGAUAACCCACUGCCUUUGGAUCAACAUCGAACUUUUCCUGCUGUCAGCUCGCACCUGUCCAGACAUCGACCUCAAUAGCAAGGAGCGUUGGCUUACAGGAGUCUCGAUGGAGGAUGGUGUGAGGGCCGAGCUCUUCAAGUUCAUUCCUGAAGAAGAACGUGAAUUGAUGAGCUAUCAAAACUUUGGAUCUCAGUUUGGUAGGGGCAUCAGCAACGCUCAUUCCAAAAUGGCAUCCAAUGUCAAGUCAUGCGCAAGUGCAAUCUUUGGUCUCAAUGCGAGCAUCUUCAUACGAGGCUGGAAACAAAAUGAAGACCCUAACUGUCGCCCUCUUCUACUGAGCCCCCAUGGAGAGUACACAAAGUUCGUGCCUGUGCUUUUUCCUAGACCUGAUAAUCCAGUACCGCAUCAGUUGUUGAAAACUGCAAAGCUCAUGCAGGUCUUGAAAGUAUCGCUCUUCGGCAAGUCAUCAUUGGCACCUACAGGCGCUGCAUCUUCUAGGACAAAAGCCAAGAUCUGGAAAUUGCGAGCUAUAACGCCAGGUAUGAUUGCUGCUGCUGCUGUCAUGGCAAUAUUCCUACUCUCUGGUGAUGCAGAACUCACUGAAAUUGGUGACACUAUGAAGAUUCCGUACCGCAAAUACCACAACUUCUACUGUCAGCAUUUACUGACUGGAGGUGCCUGGGCGCACCAGGUCAUCGCAUUCUUCAAUGAUGCUCUUUUCUCAGGAACUUCGUCUUAUGUUCCCCCCUCUACUACUCUCAAUGAUGACGGACUGGGUCACACAUGGGAAGAAGACUUCAAUCGCGCAAUAGAAGACAAAUUAGCAGAACCAGUUGUUGAUGAUGGGACACCACCAAUCCCACCACAGCACGCUAAUGAUAAUACUAAUAGCGGUAGUGUCCAAGUCAAUGAGCUACUACCUAUGUCUCACUAUACUUCAGCUCCCUCAAUUCUGGCUCCCUCAAUUUCGGCUCCCCCUCCAGCUGUUGCAGCUCCCCCUGUAGUAACAGCUCCUCCUGUCGUCAAUAUGGCUCGAAGUUCAGAAUCUAUCUCCACUGCAAUGGAAGAGCUCAAUCUUAAGCACAAGGAUCCUGCUGAAUCUGAGCUUCCUACUCCAACUAAAGCACGCGCGGUACCGAAGGCACGGCACAAAGGCAAGACAACUGUGGAGGGUCAAGAUGUUGUUGUAAGGCGGUCAGGUCAGAAGGGCAAAUGA